Dipodomys ordii (Ord's kangaroo rat) is the source of this 1356-nucleotide messenger RNA. RefSeq names its product NmrA-like family domain containing 1 (gene Nmral1). The record is from RefSeq and is a predicted model, not a curated record. Bases 108 to 1007 code for a protein of 299 amino acids. Lineage: Eukaryota; Metazoa; Chordata; Mammalia; Rodentia; Heteromyidae. The transcript has 5 exons.
UGCGCACGCGGUUCUCCGGCAGUUCUGCAUCCAGACCUUUGUCUAUUUCCACUUCUGCAAUCCCGCAACCUCAGCCUUGGGACCUCGCCCCUCGCCUGGAGCCCUUCAUGGCGGACCAGAAACUGGUGGUGGUUUUUGGAGCCACAGGUGCCCAAGGGGGCUCAGUGGCCCGCACACUCCUGGAAGAUGGAACAUUCAGGGUUCGAGUAGUGACCCGGGACCCUGGGCAGAGAGCAGCGAAGGAGCUGAAACAGCAGGGUGCAGAAGUAGUACAGGGAGACCAGAGUGAUGAGGCCAGCAUGGAGCUGGCUCUGACUGGGGCUCAUGCCACCUUCAUCGUGACCAACUACUGGGAAAAGUGCAGCCAGGAACUGGAGGUCAAGCAGGGAAAGCUGUUGGCAGAUCUGGCCAAGCGCCUGGGCCUCCACUAUGUGGUCUACAGUGGCCUGGAGAACAUUAAGAAGCUGACGGCAGGGAAGCUGGCAGCAGGCCACUUCGAUGGCAAAGGGGAGGUGGAGGAAUACUUUCGAGACAUCGGCGUUCCCAUGACCAGUGUGCAGCUGCCCUGCUAUUUUGAGAACCUCCUCUCCUACUUCCUGCCCCAGCGAGCCCCAGAUGGAAAGAGCUACUUGUUGGACCUACCCAUGGGUGACGUCCCCAUGGAUGGCAUGGCUGUGAGUGACCUGGGUCCUGUGGUACUUAGCCUGCUGAAGAAACCAGAAGAGUACGUGGGGCAGAACAUCGGGCUCAGCACCUGCAGGCAUACUGCCGAGGAGUACGCCACACUGCUCACCAGGCACAUCGGCAAGACUGUACACCAUGCCAAGACAACUCCUGAAGACUAUGAGAAACUUGGCUUCCCUGGGGCCCGUGACCUAGCCAACAUGUUCCGUUUCUAUGCCCUGAAACCCGACCGAAACAUCGAGCUGACCCUGCACCUCAACCCCAAGGCCCAGACCCUAGACCAGUGGUUGGAGCAGCACAAAGGGGACUUUGCCCGGCUGUGACCGGCCUAUCUGGAAGCCCCUCUAGUGUGUGUGGGGAGGCUUUAGAGGCACAAUCAUCUGUCCUGUGUACAAGUUUGUUGUUGUUUUUUUGAAACAAAGCCAUUGUUCUUACAGAUGGUUUCAAAAAGAAAAGGGCUCUGUCUCUGGGACGUGGGUUGGAGUGGCAGCUGUUGGGCACCGACAGCAUGAAAAACCCAGCAGGAGACAUGAAAUGGCUGGUGUGGGAAGAUACUUGUAUCUCUCUCUUCCCUGAAAUAAAGGGGAAAUGGGAGAACUGGCUAGCCAGAAGGUAACUGCAGAGAAGAAUAUGUUAACGUUUACGUGUGGAGUAUUCCACCCUGGCCAAAAG